Molecule: messenger RNA, 4317 nt
Organism: Oryzias latipes (Japanese medaka)
Lineage: Eukaryota; Metazoa; Chordata; Actinopteri; Beloniformes; Adrianichthyidae
Source: RefSeq, a predicted model, not a curated record
ACUAGAUCUGCCUCUGUGUUCUUAUGGAAGUGCUGCAUCGAAGGACAGCGGAGACUUUGACCUAAUUCGUUCUAGUCUGGUCAAAGGCUUCACCGUCACCUCACGGUUACUUUGGUGUUUGCCCACGCGACACUUUGAAUAUAUCUAAUGUAGCAGCCAACAUUAAUGAAGCAUCAGCAGCUGCAUCCUCUGUUUUUAAAGAAAAUGAAAAUGAUAGAAUGGAUCGUUUUAGGUGACCAUGCGGAAAUAUGAGACAAGGCAUUGGUCUAUAUAAACAAUGAUUUCUGCUCAACUUCGGGGUUUGAUGCCGAACGAGAUUCAAUGAGGACUUGUCUUCUGCAGAAAACAUCUGUUUAAUUCAACCGGGAUAGAACAUUUGAAUGUUGUUUUGUUUGUGAUAUUCAAAAACUGUUGGGCAGCAGGUCACAUGGCUCUGCAGGAUCUGUGCAAUUUGCAGCACAUUCUCCUGGAGAGUGAAGCAGCAGAACAAUCACCUGGUAGGUUUGGGGAAAAGGCUGCUUCCAGCUAUGAAAGUGGUCUUCACAGCUCCAGUCUCUUGGAUUUUUAUAUACCAGUGGCUGAGUGUCUGGAUGAGAGUCCAAUCGAGUUUGGGCAAAUCCGUCCGGAUCAGAGCUCCUGCAGCAUCUCUUCUGAGAGUUCUCCGCUCCCCAGCCUUCCCUUUGUUUCCUCUCAGCCUGUACCUCUCCCGUUCCCCAUGGCUCACGGCACCACCACCUUGGCGUUCGUGUUUCAGGGCGGCGUCCUGGCUGCUGCAGACACUCGCUCCAGCUGCUCCGGCCUCGUGGCGUGCCCUGCCUCCCAGAAGAUCCUGCCCAUUCACAGCCACUUGGUGGGCACCACCUCUGGGACUUCAGCCGACUGUGCGCUUUGGAAACGAAUUCUGUCUCGGGAGCUCAGGCUCUACCAGCUCCGCAAUGGCCGCCGUUUGAGCACAAGUGGAGCGGCCAAGUUGCUUUCACACAUGCUUCACCCUUUCAAGGGAACUGAGCUGUGUGUGGCGGCCACGCUGUGUGGGUGGGAUGACCACAGUGGCAGCAGAAGAGCAGCUCAGGGGCAAAAGACUGAUCUGGAAGCCGUGUCCAGUGACAAGGUCUCUCUGUCAAAGAGCUCCUUUCUUACGCAGCAGCCCUGCGCCAGGAAGGAGGCAAGUCUCUCUGGACCAAGCCUGUUUUAUGUAUGCAGCGAUGGCUCUCGGCUGCAGGGAACGCUCUUCUCUGUGGGAUCAGGAUCCCCAUAUGCAUACUCAAUUUUGGACCAAGGGGUUCAAUGGGGGCUGACUGUGGCCGAGGCCACAUCGAUUGCUAGGGAGGCUGUGUACAGGGCCACAUACAGGGACGCAUACUCAGGAAAUUGUGUGGACAUCUAUCACGUCACCUCACAGGGAUGGACUCGCAGGACCAGGGAGGACUUGAAAGAGGAGUAUUACAGAGAAAAGGAAAGUCGGAGGCAAACUCACGAAGCAGAAAAAAAAAUGUUGUGAAACAUGAGAAGUAAACGUCAAGUAUUACAGAUAGAUUCUUUGAAAUUAAUACAAACUUUUUUUUUAAAAAGCCAGGCAGUUUCAUCCUCCAGGCUAUUUUGUUUUUUAUUUUGGGCAAAACAAAUUGUUCCAUUUAAUCAGCAGCUGAUGUUUUGUUUGCACUCCUGAUAAAAUGCAAUCUAACCACACUUCUGGCUGGCAUUUUGCAAUAGACAUUAUGAAUAAUUUUAUCAUUUCAAAUUUGACAUAAUUACAACCUACUCCCACAUUUGGUUUAAUGGCCAAAGCAGAGAGAGGCAGACAAUGAGCAGUCUAAAAAUUCAAACAGCUGGAGGCCGAAUGUUGAAAUUCUCCCCCUUUUUUUUGUUGGAAGAAAUAUAGUCAGGAGCCAAAGACGGAUUAAUGUCUGCUGUCAGAAUGCUUUAGAAGUGUCUUUUAUGGUUUCCAUAAAUUAUAAAAUUAACUAUAUUUUGCUCAAACUUGUCUGCCCAUUUGCGUAGGAGUAGCUUAGGUUGUAGAUCAUUCCUUAUUGGUCAAGACGCAGCAACAGGCUAAUAGAGAUUCAUCUUCCGCUUUUGAAAAGAUGACAAAGUAAAUAAAUAAAAUUGUUUCCAAACAAUACAAUUUACCAUGUGGCAGAAGUUUCAUAGCAUGUGUCAAAGUGUCGCAUGACGUUGUGCUUCUGCAUGGAGAUUUGAUGAGCAAGUCAGAAGUGCUGCAACAUUUUGUGUGGCAAGAGCUCUUAAUGGCCAACAUGUCCAUACAUGUGCAGCCAGCGUGGCCAUGUGUUAUUACCAGCAUAAAAUAAACGACAUGCACGGAUGCAUAACUGCAGCAUAAGAGGAGAUGUGUACUAUGUCUAGUGUGUGAAGAAGGAAAAGCCUCGCCCAACUCCCCAACCUCAUCUAUAAUUCCUCUCUUUGGAAGAUCAUUAAUGGUAGCGAACAAAAAGCCAUAACAAGUAAAAUCCAAUUACUGAUUUCAAAUCCUGCAAGGGACUUUGUAUUUUUAUUUUUUUGAGGACACACUUGUGAAUCAAAGUUUGACGCCAUAAAAGAAAGAGCUGUGAGUCCAAAUUUAAACAGACAGCAGUUCUGCCUUUGCUCUGCCUCUUCAAAGUGUUUUGUUCUGCUCUACCCGUCUUCGCUCCUCGCACACAAACUCCAUCUAAAAGCAGAACAAACGGCCCUUGCUCUGACCAAAAUGUGUCUACCGGCGUGGACCCAAUCAUCGACAUUGCAUCGGCAAACAUUAUUCUGUUUCCAUUCAUCUAAACGAACUUUGAAAACUUGAAAAGGCAGAAUUUUAAGCUCAGAACGUGCUCUGCAGUUUUAAUAAAAAAUACCCUAGUACAUCUUCCCUAGCAGGCUUUCUGCUGCUUGACGUUAUGUGCUUGCUCAGUAUCUGGCAUUAAUAAAGCUCCCACAGGCUGCUUUAUACCAGGGAACUGACAAGUGACCUUAGGGUCAUCCCACUAUCAUUCCAACUUCCUUAAAGGCUCUGCUUUUUGUUAGUCAUCACACACAAGUCAAGGCUGUGCUGUGUAGUCACUUUUUACUGUGCCAGGAGCUCAGAAAGCGUGGUUUGAUGAUUCUGCUUUUAAUCAAAGGACUACAUGAAAAAUAUCUAGCAUGAAAUAACCCAGAAUUUAACGCAUCAAAAUCACUUACAUGAUCUCAACAGAAAAGGCUGUGUCUGCUUUGGAAGGAAAAUCAUUUCAGCUGAAAAAAGAUCCAGCAUGUGGUCGAACACGUUUUUAAUCACGUCUAUCUUCACUCAUAAUUGCAGCAUAAAAUACCCUUUUUAACGGGUUCAUGGCAACAUUGUCCAAUUCUAAGCUAAGGUCACAAUCUCCCCCUCUGUUCCUGAGCCUAUCUAAAAUCCACCAUGACACAAAUAGUCACAUGUAUUCAUUUUUUAGUUCAAUUAGUACAAAAGCAAUAGUGAACAGGAGUAAAAGACUUUUCUGUGUACAACCCAGAUCACCUUUUUAUAUGUAUUGAUUUUCUAUUAUAUAUUUGGAUAGAAAAAAAAACACAGAUGUAUGGGAGAUGCCAUGUUGAGUUCAAAUCCUGGACAUAUCCACAGUGGACUGAUCAUUUCUAAUGUAACUCAUAGGAUUUUUAACACUUGACUGGAUCUAACGUCACCCAACUUGACAAUAUUUCAGGAGAAAGAGGCAAAGUAACCAAGCCCCCCCACCCCAAUUGUAUUCCUGAAUUUGAAAAAAAACACGGAAAGUUACUGAAGGUUUGUUUCCCCCAAAUGCCUUCUGCGGUCAUGGGGUCACUGCAGCCAACCGGUUAGGUGUUAGGUUUAGUUAGGUGAAGGCUUGGUACACCCUAGUACCAAGGUUGCUAGUCUGUGACCGGGUCGUAAAAUCCCACUCAUAUUCCCAUCUAGAGACAAUUUAAUAGUAAUCUAUCAACCAUUGAAGCAUGUUUUUGGACUUUGGGAGAAAGUUGGAGUGCUGCAGAGAAAAUCCAUGCAUGCACUAAGAAAGCAUGCAAACUCCACACGAAGCACCCAGCUGGGAUUUAAACAAGAGCCAUCUAGCUGUGAUGCAAGAGUGCAAACCACUACACCAUUGUGCGGCCCAGGUUGGUUUCCAAAAACAGCAAAUCCCAUUUAAUCCCAAAACGUCAAACUUUACACCUAAAGUGAGCACAUGCUGACAGCCAUUAUGUCAGGUGACAGCUGAAGAAGGUCCCCACGUUCUUUAAAUGAAGGAUAAAAUGUACUGAAUUGUGGUUAAUGCUUGUGAUGUUUUAAACAUGAAUCUGUUUGAAAAAUAAAAACACAUUGUACAGAUGUGA